Messenger RNA from Penicillium roqueforti, 210 nucleotides. RefSeq lists its product as uncharacterized. The transcript has 2 exons. Gene Ontology annotation, molecular function: hydrolase activity, hydrolyzing O-glycosyl compounds. The coding region runs from base 1 to 210 and encodes 69 amino acids. NCBI's taxonomy places the organism in Eukaryota, Fungi, Ascomycota, Eurotiomycetes, Eurotiales, Aspergillaceae. Gene Ontology annotation, biological process: carbohydrate metabolic process. The record is from RefSeq and is a predicted model, not a curated record.
AUGGCCACUAAAAUUGCUAAUUUCGUCAAGGAAAACUACCUUGACGGGGUUGACAUUGACUGGGAGUAUCCUGGAGCACCUGAUAUCCCGGGGAUUCCUUCUGACGAUGAGGACUCUGGUGACAAUUAUUUGACCUUUCUUGUUUCUCAAGAACCUCCUUCCCGGAAAAUCGAGCUCAAUCGCGGCCGCCGUGUCGUACUACCACAGUAG